Planococcus citri (citrus mealybug) is the source of this 2463-nucleotide messenger RNA. RefSeq names its product conserved oligomeric Golgi complex subunit 7 (gene Cog7). The transcript has 14 exons. Gene Ontology annotation, biological process: intracellular protein transport; retrograde vesicle-mediated transport, Golgi to endoplasmic reticulum; Golgi organization. The coding region runs from base 164 to 2347 and encodes 727 amino acids. NCBI's taxonomy places the organism in Eukaryota, Metazoa, Arthropoda, Insecta, Hemiptera, Pseudococcidae. Gene Ontology annotation, cellular component: COG complex. The record is from RefSeq and is a predicted model, not a curated record.
UUACGUCAGCGAUCCGCUUAUCAAAAUUUGAUUUUUUGAAUUUGAAAAUUAGAUUAUUGUAAUUAGAUAUUUAUGGAUAAUUAGAAAAUUAAUUCACUUGAAAUUUAUUCAAGACCCAGUUCAAAAGGAGAAGAUAGAGAUUUUCUCAAUCACACCUCACACAAUGAAUAUUUCAGCGUUUUCAGAAGAAGAUUUUGUUCCAAAGAAGUGGAUUAAUAAUAUAUUCAGCACUUCGGAUCCAUCAAAACCGUCUGAAAUUUCUGCGGAGUCUCUGGUUACAAAAUUACAACUCUAUAUUCAAGAAGUAAACUCAGUGAUUGAAGAUGAUUGUCAAAAAAUGGUCAGCAACAUGCCGAAAGUAAUCAACGAGACGGAAAUUCUAAAUCAAAAAGUUUUAGCUCUAAAAGACGAACUUGGUUCGAUUAAAAAUGAAAUGGAAAAUGUCGAGAAAAACACAGACAAAUCAGUCAGCACGUUGGAAAAACUCGAUCGCGUGAAAAACACAUUGGAAAACGUGAAACAGGCUUUACAUGAGGCCGAUAAUUGGUCAAUUUUAGCUUCCGAUAUCGAAGAGUCGUUUGAUCGUGGAAAUCUAGAAGAAAUAACCUCCAAGCUUUACAGUAUGCAGCAGUCUCUGAACGUCUUAUCGAAUGCUGACGACUACGAGAAUAAAAAAAUGCAACUGGAAGGUUUGAAAAAUAGAUUGGAAGCCAGCGCUAGCCCUCAUGUCGUAAAAGCUUUCACUACUGCUAAUUUGGAUGAAGCGGUGAAGUUUGUAAAUAUAUUUAAUAAGAUCGAAAGAUUACCUCAUUUGACAAAGUAUUACAUUAAAUGCCAAAAAGGAUCGCUGUGCCAAUUUUGGAAAUCGUUGAUUGACUCUGAUCAAGAUCUGAAUCUCGUUGAACAAUUACGUUCUCUUUACGAUAUGCUAUUGGUUAAUUGGCAAAAACAGAUGAAAUGGUGCAGUGAAGUAUUCGUGAAUGUUAAUUUGAUCGACAUGAUGAUCGAACUUUACUCAGACGUUUUAAUGAAUUUGGAUCCGAGUUUAUCUUCUUGUAUGGAUAUCGCUUUGAAACAGCAUCCUCAACCGUUAUUACUUUUAUUGGAAUUUUAUCAAAUAUCCAGUCAGUUCCAGCAAAACCUCGAGUCAUUGUAUAUAUUCAAUAAUGAAUCUGAGUGUAGACCAGACUGGAAUCCAAUUUUGAAAUCCUUGUAUUUUCCUUACGUUCAAUACGCGAGUAAAUAUGGAACACUCGAGCGACAAUUAUUAGACAAUUAUUUAUGGGAAAUGUUUUCAAAAUCAGAAAAUGUUUCGGAUCUUGCCGAUAAUAUUCGUAGUAUUAGCUUAACCAUUCCAGAUGUGAUCAAUAUAGCCAAAGAAGCCAAAGCGAGAUGUGUGCUAUUCACCAAAGGAUGUGCCAUUGAUGGGUUAAUUUCUGCUUUAAAGGGAUUUUUUUUGAAAUAUAUCGACAAGUAUAAGGAUAUUUGUGGACGUUUAGAACAAAAAAUUGAUGAAAAAGAGAACUGGCAAUUGUUGAAGUCGUGUUUAUCUUUUCAGCAAGUUGUUGGAGAAUUAUUGAACGACGUUAAAAAACUUGAUUCGCAAUUAAUAAGUAGUUUGAAAAGUCAUAGGAAUGAUAUUUCAAUCAAGAAGUUUCUACCUCUGAUCUUGAAUUUGUCGGCUCAAAAGGAAUAUGAGAAAUUAUUCAAUUCGGUUUCCAACGGAUCGAUUGUCUCUUUAUUAGAAAACGUUAUUAGUGUGAUUGAAAGAUUGUCCUACGAAGUGCACAAAAUUACCUACAAAGUUUCAUUCCAACCAAUAGCGUUUUAUUUAGAAAGUACAAAAACUCUGUGGGAUAAACUGAAUGCAGAAAAUGAUCGGGAAUUGCCAGACUACAGUUACUCACCCAUGGAAUAUAUAACUCAGAUUGGAGAGCAUUUAAUAACCUUACCGCAAUAUUUGGAACCCUUCUUAUCUCAGGAAAAUUUACCUCUUAAUUCAGUUUUGCCGAUAUUAUCCAAAGAAACUGAAAAUUCCAAUAUUUCAGAAAAAGGAACUUACGCUAGUAUUUUGUUAACUUUGGUAGCGAAUGGAACUUGCAACACGUACAGCGAUCAUAUUUUAAAUAUUAUAGAACUUGGCAGCUCCACCGCUAAACAAUUAGCUGCUGAUAUUAACUAUUUGGGUAACGUUCUAGAAGAACUUGGAAUCGGACUUACUGAAAAUUUACAAAAUAUUCUGUCGCUUUUACGUUUUUCUGCUGAAGAAUACCAUUCAAGAAGUGUGGGAGUGUCUCCUAAACUAGUAGCUGCCAUUCGUCAAAUGAGGAAAAUUCCGUCCACGUGAUUUUCAAUUUUGAUAUACUUAUUUUUUAAAGAUAAUUUUUACUUGAUUAGCCUGAUGUUAUUGUUAUCUUAUGAAAUAUCAUGUUGCAGUACAUGGAUAAAGUUUCUGUUUUGUAA